AUUCGAGCAGCAUCGUCACCCAGAGCCAAGCAGCUAGCUAGUAGCGGCCGGCAGCAUCGCGUAGUAGAGUGUGCUAGCUCAGAGCAGCGCGCAGCUUCCACCCUGCGCGCGCAUAUAUGGGACCCUUGGGCCCCACCGUGAGCUUCAGCAUCAUGGUCAUGGCCAAGCUCAGCGGCGCCGCCCAGCAGCAGCCCGAGGAUGAGAGGGAGAGGAAGGAGGGCGUCAGGUGCGGCGGCGUCGGCGGGUGCGGCUUCCGGAUGCCGCUGCACUACCCGCGCUACAAGAAGGCGGACUACGAGGCCAUGCCCGAGUGGCGCGUCGACUGCCUGCUCCGCGAGUACGGCCUCCCCGCCGACGGCGACCUCGACAGCAAGCGCCGCUUCGCCAUGGGCGCCUUCCUCUGGCCCGACCAGUACUGAUCUGAUACAACCAAACAAGCUAGCUAGCUAGCCCAAGCCCAGAGCGCGGCGUGCCGGCCGUGAAUAGUCUCGUCAUGUUCAGAGCAUCAGCUGUAGCGAUCGAGACCUAAAUCAUCAUCGUGCAUAUGCCAUAUGCUCUCUUGUUAUUUAUAAGUUACCAUCUGCUUGUAGUUGUAUAGUAUAGCUAAUUAUUAGCUAUGGAAUAAUUAAGAGAUGUUUAUGGGA
Zea mays is the source of this 644-nucleotide messenger RNA. RefSeq lists its product as uncharacterized. The transcript has a single exon. Lineage: Eukaryota; Viridiplantae; Streptophyta; Magnoliopsida; Poales; Poaceae. The coding region runs from base 117 to 419 and encodes 100 amino acids. The record is from RefSeq and is marked predicted.